Molecule: messenger RNA, 369 nt
Organism: Durusdinium trenchii
Lineage: Eukaryota; Dinophyceae; Suessiales; Symbiodiniaceae
Source: the annotation of a GenBank genome assembly
AUGUUGACUUGUCGAUUGGACUGCAAGGCCAUUUUCACUUGUGAAGUUGGUGGCCGGGUGGCCUUACUUAUCCUUGAAGUGACCAGCUGCGUGGAAAUUCGAUGGCGCUCAUCCGAGGGCCGAAGUGCACAGCCCGCUCAACUUGAGUCUGAUGGCACUCACGCACCUCCGCCUGGACUUGUGGACCCUCCGUCCGGUCCACGUAAUCCGGUCAAAGAGAUCCCAAUGCGACUGAUGCUCUGCGAAAAUGCGUGGCUUGGCUGGUUGGAGCAAGAUGCAAGCUGUGAAAAACGGCUUCGAAAGAUUUUGAGAUUCAAAUCUGACGACAGUGACGAUCUGCCCCAUGGAACUUCCAAGGCACAUGCCUAG